This is a messenger RNA of Acaulospora colombiana, 497 nucleotides long. Lineage: Eukaryota; Fungi; Glomeromycota; Glomeromycetes; Diversisporales; Acaulosporaceae. The record is from the annotation of a GenBank genome assembly.
AUAUUUUGUCAAAAGCUGCUGAAGUUAAUGGACAAGAAACGGAUUUAUCGAAUUCGCAUUUUCCACCAAUUUAUCCGGCCCACAAUUCAGGAGAGAUAAUUAAAGACGAACAACGAUCGCGAAGGGAACAAUCACAGCGUGCCUCACAAUCAAUUGGACAGUAUUUGUUAUCGGGCUGGGCUUUGAUUGACGAGAUUUGCCCCAACGAGUCGUGUUUCGGGUCCACUUUGCAAUUUGAAAAUGCGAGUGAUGCGCAAGUCCAUAUAUCAUCGAGCGAAACAAGAUUGGGUAAUUCAAUGUCAAAUGAUACAUUGCAAGAAUCAAUUUCCUCAUUGUCAUCAUCACUUCGGGGAUUGACAGAUUAUUUGAAGCUUAUGACUGAGGAUCUCGGGAUCAUCAUGAAUCCGAAUAUCAAGGAGACUUGUGAGGCGAUAAGGAGUUGCGCCCAAGCGUUAGAAAUCUUGGUGUCAUUGAAACAGAAUAAAGCAGAAAGUUAA